CCAGAGGUGGAAGUAAACAAUUACAGUACUAGUACAACAAAACCAGACGUGGUCCUUUCCAGAUCGAAUCAAAGCUGUCCGAUCUCCCGUGCUUUCCCCAAAACCAGUCCGUACUCCGAUUUGAUUCCUCAGUCCAUGGCCAAAUCCAAUACGUGAUCCAACGCCCUAAGGUCUUGCAAUGCGGAGGUCGCCGGCUGAAGAAGAGUUUUUGUUCAGAGUGGCCCGGUGCCUGGAUUGCUUUCUUCAGCUUCUUCGCCGGCCGGAAUGACGCGAUCGUCAAGACCAAAUCACGGGGUCGGACUGGAUGAGCCUGGAUUAGGCAAAUCUGGAAUAGUUCUGCUGCUACCUUUGGUUGGAGAGCAUUGGCACUUUGGUGGCUUUCACGGGGUCGGACUCGGACUUGAACAAAUCGGGGUGUGAAACUGGAACAAACUCUAACCUACCAUUGGCCUUGGGCCCUGGCUAUAUAUAUCUUCCCUUGUUGGUAGCCGAGGUAGAAGCAAAGCAUCGACUAUCGAGACCCCUACCUACCUGUCAUGGAUCCGGCGGGUCUGCUACCCGGCGACGUGCUCGCGGACGUCCUCCGGCGCCUGAUGCCGCGCAGCCUCGCCGCCUGCCGCUCCGUCUGCAAGGAGUGGUGCGCCGCCGUCGACGCCCACGGCCUGCUGCGCAAGGACCUCCUGCCGCUCUCCCUGGCCGGCAUCUUCGCCGUCUACAACUUCGUUGACGGCUAUCACCUUCCCCCGGCGUUCCUCUCGCGCCCCUCUGUCGCGGGCAAGAUCCAAGGUAACCUCAGCUACCUCGACGACGUCCACGAUGAGUGGUCCCACAUUAUGGGUCACUGCAACGGCCUCCUCCUCCUCUGGGGAGGCGUGGCCAAUCCGGCCACGCGGCAGUGGGCGUGUUUACCGCGUCAUCCUGAUCGGACAGCGACCAAAGGCUUCAUCAAACGCGACUUCCUCGCGUACGAUCCUAUGGUCUCGCCACACUUUGAGGUGUUCUUCAUGCAGUGUGUUCGCCGUCGGUCCAAGAACGAGGUCGCAUUGGACCUUGCAAACCCAAACUCAGAGUGGCCCCCAUCGCCCUACACCAUAAGCGCAUUCUCGUCAGAGACAUGGCUGUGGGAGGAGAGAUCUUUUAUUAGAGAAGGGAUGGCUCCACGGUCCAUCGACCCCAAGCUACUACCACUCAUGAAAAACGUGUUGUUCCCUCGUGAUGCUGUGUAUUGGCGGGGCCGGCUCUAUGUGUACAACAUAUUUUUUGUUAUCAGAUUGGAUUUAGGGGAUAAUAAGUACCGAGUAAUUGAACUCCCCCCGAUUAGUGAAGCACGCGGAGAUAUUAUGCCUCAUUUGGGAAAAUCCGGGAAUGGCGUUUACUAUGGAUUCGUCGGUGAUUGCUGCAAACUUCAGAUUUGGUUUCUUAAUGAAUCAAUUGAUCACACCGAAUGGAUGUUGAAGCAUGAGAUUGGCCUCAAGCCGUUGCUAGAAAAUUUUCCUUGGGAACACAGUCAUGGCUCUUGGUUCGUGCAAGGUUUGAGGGAUAACAAUGAUGAAACACUUGACAGAGAGAAACUGGAAUGGGAUUCAGACAACGAUGAUGCCACUACUGCUUCUGCCACUGAAGUUAGUGUUCAGAAAAAGUUCCAUAAAUACAUUUCAAGGAUACUUGGAUUUCAUCCUUACAAGGAGAUUAUCUUUUUGCACAUAUCGGAUACAAGAGUAGUGGCCUACCAUCUUAAGAACUCCAAGGUUGAGGAUUUGGGGUGCUUACCCGUAGAUGGUGAUGAUUGGAUACAAUCGUCCUGUGUAUACACGCCUUGCUGGAUAGAGAGCUGCUUGAGAGCAAAUAAUGUAGAACCCAAUAGUGAGCUCUAGAAUGUAUUGCUUGAAACAAGUUAUCUAUUUACGUUGAAUUGUCACCGUCCAUUUACGUUGGACUGCUUUAACUUUCCACAUGGGCGCAUAUUAAAAGAUAAUUUCUACGAGUGGCUACUUCUAAUGAGUCAUACUAGCAAAAGGGCCCGUGCGUUGCAACGAGAGAGAAAAUAGGUGUGUUCAUCAAAACAUCUGUCACAUGGUAAGAUAGCAUGGAACGGAGCCACCAGAGGGAGCCUCACGCGGAGGUGUAGAAGAAAUGUAUAUCAGCUGCGCAUUAAUCACAAAACCAGCCUUAGCAACGAUGCAAAGAAAGCUUACUUCUCCAAAAUGUUGAAAUCUACGCUUAAUUUUUUUAGGGGACAAAUCUACCGAUUGACCUUGCAACGAUAUGCUUUUGACUUUACAUUGAUGCCAGUCAUCCUUGUAGCGUUCAUGUGGUCGGCUUUGCAACAUCGUCCUCUAACUUGAAAUACCAUCGACCAUACUUGCAGCAUAUGCAUAGUCGGUUGCACCAUGGCAUUCCAACUUUUCCAGUAAAAAAGAAUAGUGGCAACUGGUGUUGCAUUGGCAUGCUUAUGCUAGAUGCAUA
Messenger RNA from Triticum aestivum (bread wheat), 2466 nucleotides. Its product is annotated as F-box protein At5g07610. NCBI's taxonomy places the organism in Eukaryota, Viridiplantae, Streptophyta, Magnoliopsida, Poales, Poaceae. The coding region runs from base 537 to 1874 and encodes 445 amino acids. The transcript has 2 exons. The record is from RefSeq and is a predicted model, not a curated record. Gene Ontology annotation, molecular function: protein binding.